ACUGGCAAAAGAGAGAGACAAGGAGAUGAAGAUCUCUUUGAUUGCUACAUUCUUCUUCUUCUUCUUCCUGGGUUUUUCUUCCUUGGUGAAAUCACAGACAGAUUCUUGCACUUCUACUCUCAACCUUACUGGCAUUCCCUUUCUUACAACUUCUCUUAGUUGCCAAUCUGUUUGGAAAUCUCAAGACUUUAUCCUUAGAUAUGAACAGAUUGAACCAAGUCUAUGGAAUUUCAUUCUUUCGGCACCCAACACAAAUUCUUAUGUUGCCAUCGGAUUCUCUGACGAUGGGAAGAUGGUCGGAUCUAGUUCGAUAGUGGGGUGGGUUCCGGCUGCCGGAAAAGGAGUGAUUAAGCAGUAUUAUCUUGGAGGGACUAGUCCGAAGGACUGUUUGCCAGACAAAGGGGCCCUAAAGGUUGCAAAUGAGACCAUUUUGUCUCAGUCAUCGCGUUUGUACCUUGCCUUCCGAUUGAACACUGAUCAACCCAAGCCCAGGCUGAUUUAUGCGGUUGGGCCCAAAGGCAAAUUGCCGUCUUCAUCGAACUAUUUACUCUCGGAGCACCAGUCAGAGACGUCGAGAUUGUUGGAUUUUGGGACAGGUGAGAGCCAAUGCAGACCAUGGUUUUCAAAACCGGACCAGACCGGAUGGUCUAACCAGAAACACCAGGAACCGUCAGAUGACUAG
Messenger RNA from Nelumbo nucifera (sacred lotus), 682 nucleotides. The record is from RefSeq and is a predicted model, not a curated record. Lineage: Eukaryota; Viridiplantae; Streptophyta; Magnoliopsida; Proteales; Nelumbonaceae.